Molecule: messenger RNA, 2945 nt
Organism: Salvelinus namaycush (lake trout)
Lineage: Eukaryota; Metazoa; Chordata; Actinopteri; Salmoniformes; Salmonidae
Product: GAS2-like protein 2A
Exons: 6
Coding region: 1-2835 (944 amino acids)
Biological process (GO): regulation of microtubule polymerization or depolymerization; actin crosslink formation; protein localization to microtubule plus-end
Cellular component (GO): stress fiber; microtubule plus-end; cytoplasm
Molecular function (GO): microtubule binding; cytoskeletal adaptor activity; actin filament binding
Source: RefSeq, a predicted model, not a curated record
AUGUUCACUGGGAUUCAUCAUGCCACAAAUCAAAGCAUCAAGCCCUUCAAGUCUAGCGAAGAGUACCUGUAUGCGAUGAAGGAGGAUUUGGCAGAAUGGUUGAGAGAUUUGUACGAUAUUGAUAUUGACGUGAACAACAUAGUGGAGGCGCUCGAGACGGGCGCUGUCCUCUGUUCCCACGCCAAUAAUGUCACACGAGUGGCGGGAGAGUUCAUUCAAAAGUACGGGAUGGUGCGACAGGUCCAGCUGCCAACGAACGGUGUAACGUUCGUAAAUUCGGCCCAACCUGAAACUUUCCUGGCCCGGGACAACAUCUCAAAUUUCAUCAGUUGGUGUCGAAAGCAUAUGAAUAUUAAAGAUGUGCUCAUGUUUGAGACAGACGACCUAGUGCUGCGGAAGAAUGAGAAGAACUUUGUGCUGUGUCUGCUGGAAGUAGCCCGGCGGGCCUCUCGUUUCGGCAUGGCCGCCCCCGUGCUGAUACAGUUGGAGCAAGAGAUCGAGGAGGAGAUCAGAGAGGAGCUGGAGCUGCCCCUGGAAGAGACCCCGCCACUAGCCAAACCCCAGCGGCGCACCUCCAACACUCAAAACCUGGAUGAGAUGGUCCAGUACCUCAUAAGCCGCUGCACCUGCCCCACACAGUUUCCCAUGUUCAAAGUGUCUGAGGGCAAAUACAGGGUGGGGGACUCCAGCACACUCAUAUUUGUUCGGAUCCUGCGUAAUCAUGUGAUGGUGCGAGUAGGUGGAGGUUGGGACACCCUGGAGCACUAUCUGGACAAGCAUGACCCCUGUCGCUGCACCUCUAUCACCCAUAAGCUGGCACAGCGCCCUGGCACGCCGGUCCACGAGAUCAAAGGCAGGUUGCCGGGGCGCCCAGACGGCCAGGGUCCAACCAUGCCCACCAUGCUGCUCAUGAGUCGCCACGCCCAGACCCCCCUCCAGCCCGUCCUCUGGACCCCCUCCGAAGCCCCCUCCACCUACUCCCCCAGGGGCCUGAGGCCAGCCAGGACAUCACCAGACCCAGGGCUCAGAGCCUCUUGCUCCCCCAACAGAUCGUCCCUCUCUCCUGACCCAGGCCCCCGGUUCUCCAGGGAGAUGAAGACUACUUUUUCCAACAGACUGAGACAGAGUGCUUCCACAACCAAUCUCCAGCACCACCAGUCUGGGCGUAAUAAUGACUCAGCACUCAACUCUUCCACGAGGACAGGCAGAGAGGCCACACGCUCGUCCCAAGCCCCCCGCUUCACCAGCAGCCUGCCUCGGUCCAUCCAACACUCCUCCACACCUCAACCCCAGCCCAAGACUAAGCCCCAGGCUCAGAGGCCUAGAACCCCCCUGGUCUUCCACAGGUCCUCUGGGCAGCAAUCCUCCCUGCCCCAGCCCAGACCAGAAAACGGGCUUACUCAAACCUGGACAAAGUCUCAGUUUGCCUCUAAGCUAAGGCAGAGCUCCAUGUUGGGCGGCAACAGCACAGAACCCUCAACCGGUACUGCCCCCCAGAGGCAUGGAGGACCCAACACGGUAAGGGCUGCUACAUCCACCAGAUAUACCCCUGUCUGCCCCAGACAACCCACCAUCACUAUCCAGCAGCCUGAAAAAAGUGAUACUCUUCAAAAGAGCCCCGAUUUAAUUUGCACCUUCUGUCCAGCCAAAACAUUCUGGGAAGAAUCAUCUGGGCAAUGCCAAGUCAGGCCCUUCACACCCAUUGGGGGAAACUUGAGGGAUCCAAAUAAGACACCCACCCCUUAUGACAUCACAACCAACCCUUCACACAGCGACUCCAACCACGAGAGAAUGCAGGGCCUGACAAGACAGAAUGCAUUUGGCUUUCCUGUCAAUGACAAGGCUUCUCACAAAAGCACUGUGGUGUACCUUGAAGAGCCUGAGCAUCCAGAACUAUGUAGCAAAGUCUUUGUGGCAGGAGACGGAGCGAUAGACAAUGCUUACCUGUUCACCCCUCCCCCCAUCAGCCCAGCCCAGGAGGCCAGUCUGUACCAGAGUCUGGAGCACGAGAUCCUGUCCAACCUCCAGCAGCUCAGCGUUGACUCAGAUGACAGAAAACGCAAGCAAAAUGGUCAAUACCAACCAUCUCAGAAUAUCGCUGAGAGCGAUCAUGGUGGAUUCAGUACAGUUCUAGCUGGGUUCGAACCAUCUCCACAUACUUCAGCCUCUGAUGCCACACAUCCAGUUGAGGCCAGCUUUGAUGCAGUCAUCACUGAGCUCUCCAAAGGGAAUAGGCUGCUGGAAAAGGUGUGUGUGGAGAGCUGGGUGAAAACACUCUCUGGUAGCCCUAGAGCUAGUAGAGAGACUUGCAGCAACACAGAGGUGGUGAACUCCAGCCUCAAAGUGGCCAAAGCCUGUGUGACCAGCUCCUGGUCCUCUAUGGGCUCCAGUGUCGAGUCCAAAGAGCUGCCCACUGAUUCUACAAUCUCGCCUGACUCUGGGAAUGGAGUUAGCAUUAGCAUAAGUCGCAGGGUGACAGACGCCAAUUCACCUGUGUUGAACCCCAGAGCCUCUACCAUAACAGGCCCUGAUAGCCUGUUGAAACCAAGGAAUGGGUCUUUCAGGCAGAAGAGGACCUUGAAGAAACCAGAGAGUGUGCCCUCCAUCUACAAGCUGAAGCGCCGGCCCAGGCACGACUACAGACCAGGCAAGAAGCCCUCGCGAAUCCCUACCCCAAUCUCCUACAAAGGGGGUCAACCUGUGGGUGACCCUGGAGGGUCCAGAAGGGGGACACACCUAGACAAGCAUCACACACCUUCCCCAGGCAGGCAGGCAGACAGGGUUCCACAGAAAUGUAUCAGAGCUACAGGCAGCAUGGCUAUGAAGCCACAGUGAGGCUAAGGUACAGGUACUGUACUACAUUUAUUUUUGGUCAAAGCUGAAUUGAUGCAUCAGACCACACAAAGUAGUGGUGAAAGAUUAUCUGCAUACAGUGGAGCGUUCAU